Messenger RNA from Racocetra persica, 302 nucleotides. NCBI's taxonomy places the organism in Eukaryota, Fungi, Glomeromycota, Glomeromycetes, Diversisporales, Gigasporaceae. The record is from the annotation of a GenBank genome assembly.
UUUUAGAAUGCUUUUAUGGAAGCUUUGUUAUGAAAAAAUACUCUAUGAAAACCACAAACCCGAAGACAUAAAGAAACAUGUUCUCAGUAGUAAAAGAGAAAAUUUGACAAUAGGUAAUAGAAAGCAACCAAAAGAUAAAGAAAUCCAAAAAGAAUUUGUGAGAAUUAUUAAGAAAAUUGCUCAAUUAAAUUAUGCAUUUACCUUAAUUAAGGAUAUAAAGGAUCCGGAAAAACAAAAGGAAUUUUUAAAAUAUUUGAAAUUAUUAGCCGAUCAAGGAAAUGAGGAAGCAGAGUAUCAUUUAG